UUUCUCUAUAUCACUUCUGAUCCAAGUAUACUUUCACAGUAUCAUAGUGACCUAGAUUGCCCUUUACCACUAUGCCGUUUCAUGGCUCCUGCCUUUGUGGAGAGAUCGCCUUUCAGGUGGAUAACGACCCAAUGGUGAUAAGUUGCUGCCACUGUUCCAACUGCAAAAAGUACACAGGGACGGCCUUCUCCACGAAUGUCAUUUUCCCGGGCGGAGCUUUGACGUUCAUCAAAGGAGAAAACUUGCUGAGCACUUAUAAAGACGCUGCACAAGACUCGGGCAAUGCAAUUAAGCGCGUUUUCUGCAGUAAAUGUGGCUCCCCACUCUACAACGAAGGCGGAGACGAUGCCAAAAUAGUUUCUGUAUUCUACAGCGCGUUGAUUGACUUUGAAACCCGGGAUGAGAAAAAUAGGACACCAGAGCUCGAGUUCUACACGAAGGAUAGGCUUGAAUGGGUACACACUGUCAAAGGUGCUGAACAAUCUGAAACUAUACCAGGAAGAGAUAUGUUGCGAAAGAUAGGUUUAUCGUAACGGUCAAACAUAAAUAACUACCGAAUCUCUACUCACUGACCUUGUGUCCAAUGCCAGCCUAUGCCAACCGUGCUGUUUUUCGCAAUCCAUUGGCGUUAUUGCAGCAGAGCAGAGUGUACGAAUGGGUAUACAUAAUAAUACAAUUUCUUGUGCUUAUCAGAACCUAAUCAAUGCGGAUGGCACAGAACUUGC
This is a messenger RNA of Lentinula edodes (shiitake mushroom), 725 nucleotides long. Its product is annotated as Mss4-like protein. The record is from RefSeq and is a predicted model, not a curated record. Gene Ontology annotation, molecular function: carbon-sulfur lyase activity. The coding region runs from base 72 to 533 and encodes 153 amino acids. The transcript is spliced from 3 exons. NCBI's taxonomy places the organism in Eukaryota, Fungi, Basidiomycota, Agaricomycetes, Agaricales, Omphalotaceae.